GUUAAUUUGCAUAGCAAACAUAAACAAAGCGUGUGUGGUUUCUCUGUGAGUUUCCAAGAGUUUUAUUGAAAUACCUACUAAAUUGUUAUUUAUCAUCCGAAAGGAGUUUUUAUCAAAUACAUGGAAACCAAACAGAAAAUAUUGAUUGUGGGAGACGUAAACGGGAAGCUUAAAUCUUUCUUCGCGCGCAUUGAAAAUGUAAACAACAAGACAGGUCCGUUUGAUUUGGUACUUUGUGUAGGGGAUUUCUUUGGCCCAUCGCCGGAAAUUGCCGAGUUGGGUGCAUAUAAAAGCAACCAAAAGAAAGUUCCCAUUCCAGUUUACAUCCUCGGCCCGAACGAUGAGGCUACUGCCAGGUUUUACACGGAUACGCAAAACGGUGAUAUCUGUGAAAAUCUAAGUUAUCUUGGUAAGAGAGGAAUAUAUUGUACCUCAAGUGGUCUAAAGAUUGCUUACGUAAGCGGUGUGGAAGCGGAAACCGCUACCAGCAAGUCUGUUCCCGAGUGGAAAUUUACGAGACAGGACGUUCAAGCUGUGAGGGAUUCUUGCUUCGCAAGUAAGUCCAAUAUGGGUGAUUAUAGAGGUGUUGAUGUCCUGGUUACAUCACAAUGGCCAGCAGGCAUUCGGAAAGAGGUGCAGGAGGGCUCCAAGCAGAUUGCUUGGCUUGCCAAUACAAUCAAACCCCGUUAUCAUAUUUGUGGGUUGAACGGAGAGUACUAUGAGCCCCCUCCUUAUAGGACUCAACCAGAUAAAAACACACAAAUGGAAUUGGCCACCCGCUUCAUUGCACUAGCUGAUUUCGCCAACCGGGACAAAAAGAAACAUAUUUACGCUUUAGUUUUAACACCAGUGGAUAAAAUGCGUAUUCUUGAGCUGAUACAAAAGACUACGGAUGAAACGGUUUCUCCCUAUGCGAAUAUGAAUUUUGGCGACGAAGGACAAAAUUCCGGGCGAGAGAGAAGCGGCGAUCAGUAUUUCUACGACAUGAACGCUUAUGACGACUCUCGUGGUAACAAAAGACGCAGCCAAGGAAACAAUCGCAUCAGUGGUAAUCAUGAUCCGAAACGGCAAAAGCCUGCCUUUGAUCAGGAAAAGUGCUGGUUUUGUUUGUCGUCUGGUUCUAUAGAAAAGCACUUAAUCAUCUCUGUAGGAGACCACUUCUACCUAGCACUGGCUAAAGGUCCGGUUAACGAUACUCAUAUUCUUAUUUUGUCUAUUACGCAUAUACAAAACGCUUCGCUGCUUUCGGCUGACCAGUGGAACGAACUAAACAAGUUUAAAGCGGCGUUAGCUCAGUUCUUUAAAGAUCGCGAAGAGCAGAUUUUUAUAUACGAACGCAACUACAAAACCGGGCACCUGCAAAUCAAUGCAAUUGGAAUUGAUAACAAUGUGGCGUGGAAGAUCAAACACGUCCUAGAGGAUAAAUCAGAGGAACAUAAUAUUACACUAGAGACGACGGAGCUGCCAAAGUCUCCAGCAGAUUUGCCUCAAAAAACACCUUACUUUGUGGCUGAACUACCAGACGGCACGGUGAUGUUCACCAAGCAGAUGAAACAAUUUCCGCUGCAUUUUGGUCGAGAGGUGAUCUGCGCGGACAACUUGCUCAACUGUGAAGAAAAGAUCGACUGGAGACAGUGCAAAUUGGAGCAGGAGGCUGAAGAAGCGAUGGCGCAGAGCUUUCGGGAAAGUUUCAAACCGUACGAUUUUACUGUUUAAGAUUGGGACAGUUCUGAGGCUAGCAACGCGUAGCGCUUGCCGAAUGACGAAAAUAACCAUUUUUCUGAUGUAAAAAUGUACAAAAGAUUUUCAAUAUGCGUUUCGUUUGAAAAAAAGAAUUUAUAUUUUGGGUA
This is a messenger RNA of Wyeomyia smithii (pitcher-plant mosquito), 1850 nucleotides long. RefSeq names its product CWF19-like protein 1 homolog. Gene Ontology annotation, molecular function: RNA lariat debranching enzyme activator activity; hydrolase activity. NCBI's taxonomy places the organism in Eukaryota, Metazoa, Arthropoda, Insecta, Diptera, Culicidae. Gene Ontology annotation, cellular component: post-mRNA release spliceosomal complex. The record is from RefSeq and is a predicted model, not a curated record. The coding region runs from base 121 to 1716 and encodes 531 amino acids. The transcript has 4 exons. Gene Ontology annotation, biological process: mRNA splicing, via spliceosome.